This is a messenger RNA of Salpingoeca rosetta, 369 nucleotides long. RefSeq lists its product as uncharacterized. The record is from RefSeq and is a predicted model, not a curated record. The transcript has 4 exons. Gene Ontology annotation, molecular function: sulfate transmembrane transporter activity; malate transmembrane transporter activity; succinate transmembrane transporter activity. The coding region runs from base 25 to 369 and encodes 114 amino acids. NCBI's taxonomy places the organism in Eukaryota, Choanoflagellata, Craspedida, Salpingoecidae. Gene Ontology annotation, biological process: succinate transmembrane transport; phosphate ion transmembrane transport; thiosulfate transport.
GGCCAUCGCUUGAAGAAGACGAGCAUGAGCGAGAAGACGACCACCCAAGAUGCUGCCACGACUGGAGGUGCAACGAAGCCGCCACCAGCAACACAGCGGGGCCCAAUCUUUCUUCUUCUGGGUGGGACAUCGAGUAUGAUGGCUGCAACUUGUACGCAUCCGCUGGACUUGCUCAAGGUCCGCUUGCAAACGGCUCACCAAGCAGCGCCUGGGACGGCGCCGCGCGGACUCGUGCAGACGGCAGUGGCUCUUGUUCACAAUGAAGGGUUCCGCGCACUCUACCGUGGCCUCACCGCCUCCCUGGGCAGGCAGGGCACAUACUCCACCACCCGCUUUGCAGAGCGUGUGUUUGCGUGUGUUGCAGCGUGA